Molecule: messenger RNA, 2809 nt
Organism: Gigantopelta aegis
Lineage: Eukaryota; Metazoa; Mollusca; Gastropoda; Neomphalida; Peltospiridae
Product: carboxypeptidase M-like
Exons: 9
Coding region: 208-1509 (433 amino acids)
Biological process (GO): proteolysis
Cellular component (GO): cell surface
Molecular function (GO): metallocarboxypeptidase activity; zinc ion binding
Source: RefSeq, a predicted model, not a curated record
GUAACGUCUGAGAAUUCGGAACAGCCAGGACGUUGUAUUUUACAUUUUUUAUUCACGACGUUGUGACAGUCAAGACGUUGUAGUAUCGACGGAAUUAUAACAGUCACGGUGUAGCGCCAGUCAGAGUGUUGGAAUAAUCACGACGUUGAACAGCCACGACUUUGGAACAGCCGCGGUGUUGUGACACAGGCGCUGUUAGUCUCGAUAAUGAAAUCCCUUGUCUGCAGCUGGUUGCUGGGGCUGAUCGAGACUCUAUUGGUGGUGGGCAGCCUCGACUACAACUACCACGACCACGACUUCAUAGAGCAGUUUCUCACCAACAUCACGCGACGUCAUCCCGACAUCACGCGUUUACACAGCAUCGGCAAAUCUGUGGAUGGUGCUAACUUGUGGGUGAUUGUCAUUGGUGAAAAUGCGUCUGAUCACGUGACGCUAAGACCACACGUAAAAUACAUAGCGAAUAUGCACGGAAACGAGGUGAUCGGCAGGGAGAUUCUGCUGCAUUUUGCCGAGUUCCUCGUCGACAAGUUUGGCGUGAAUCGGACGAUCACAGACUUCCUGAAGAGCACCACAGUCCACAUCAUGCCGACCAUGAACCCGGAUGGAUUCGCCGACUCAACAGAAGGAGACUGCUACAGUGUCGUUGGCAGAUACAAUCGACGAAAUUUUGAUCUGAACCGAAACUUUCCCGACUUUUACAACAAGAACAACCAGGUUAUCCAACCAGAGACGCAGGCAGUGAUCACGUGGCUUCAUCAACAGCAGUUCGUACUUUCCGCCAACUUUCACGGAGGUUCACUCGUCGCUAACUAUCCAUAUGACAACUAUAAAGAUAGUAGAAACCCAGCAUCUUCCAAGACCCCGGAUGACAAAGUCUUCCAACAUCUGUCCUUGGCAUAUUCGAAAACACAUCCCACAAUGCACUUGGGUUUGAGGUGCUUUAACUCAAGUGACGAGAACUCUUUUAAAGAUGGCAUCACCAAUGGAGCUGACUGGUAUGCUUUGAUAGGUGGCAUGCAGGACUACAACUACUUGUACGUCGGCUGUAUGGAGCUGACGCUGGAGGUGUCGUGUUGUAAAUACCCCGUCAGCGCGGAGAUACAGGACUUCUGGGAGGCCAACAAAGAGCCCCUCCUGGUCUACCUCCAACAAGUACACAUGGGUGUCAAAGGCCUCGUGACUGAUGAAAACAGAAACGCUUUACAUGGAGCCCACAUCACCGUGAAGGGUCGCGGAGACAGCGUGUACAAGACUUCCAAAUAUGGAGAAUAUUGGAAACUGCUUUUACCAGGGUCAUACGCUUUAAAGGUUUCAGCGCCAGGUUACAAAGACGUGACAAAACCGUUCACUGUUAAGUCAGGGGAGGUAACUCGCCUAGACGUCACACUAAACGUGCAAGCUCUUGUUAGUGGCGCAAGCGGUACACGUAUAAAUGCAAUAUGGACCAUUAUUGUUUCCGCGACCGCGGCGACGUUUCUAGCACAGUGGACAGUGAUAAGAACACCAUAAUAAAAUAUUAAUUACAAUUUAGAAAGCUUUAAUAUACUAUGACACAGGAACGGCGGAGCGGGGGGUGGGGGGAGGAGCGGGCUCUAGCCCCUUCAGUAAUUCUAAAAAAAAAAUAUUAUUGGUAGUAAAUCUUAAGGCAGAGAUUAAUUUUGCUUUAGAAGGCAGAAAAUUGCAUUUCAGGACAUCUAGUUUUCACAAUUUUACUUUACGGAGUAGCAUACCCCCAGAAACCCGUUAGAAACUUUGCUUUGCGCCCUCGAUCUUAGUCCCCCCCCCCCCCCCCCCAAAAAAAAAAAAAAAAAAAAAAAAGUCUACUUGCUUCCGCCGUGCCUGCAACACAUGUAUACAUUCCAGCGGACUAUCGGACUAUCGGUUAUUAGGGUCAGGUGCAUGUUAUUUUUUGUGAUAUGUCAAAUCCAUGUAUAUAUUUAGAUGUAACUACGUUUUUUUUAUGAUUGGUCAAAUGUAUGAUGAUGUAAUUAAUACAUAAUGUAUAUAUUAUUAUUAUGAUGUCAGUGUCUUUGUGAAUAUUUAGAUGUCCCUAGACAUAUUUAUGGUGGUGCUUGGUUAAAUAUGUUAUAAAAAUAACUACCAGUGUUUUGACAGAAUUUUAUGUUGAAUCCAUACACUCAUUCGUAUUUGCCAUAUUGCUAAAGGAAAAAUGAGGACAUUGAUUUUGUUUUUAAUAUAAACUAUUUAUUUUACACAGUAUUUCCACAAAAUCAUUAUUCAUAUAAAAAAAUAAAUUAAAUCUCACUUUUAUUCAGUUAUAUAAAUUAUUUUCAUCGUACUGAUUAUAGGAUUAUUGAACAUUAGUACAUUAUUUAAAGGACGUUUACACCAAAUGGCAAUCUGCCCCUUCCCUUUCAAAUAAAAUGUAAAAAACCCCAAACAUUUCCUUUCCCAAGCAAUUUACCAAUACCCCCCCCCCCCCCCCCCCCCCCCCCCCCCCCCCCCAAUCCUUAACUAAAUAUACAGAUGCUGUGGUAAGUCAGAAAUGGAUUUAUGAACGUAGCAUAGAUUUUGAAAUGAAGUUGAUGUAACAUAAAGGCUGGAUGCGGUCCGACUGUUGCGUCUGAUGCUCGAGUUGUGGGCAUAUAUACCAAUGCAUCAUACACUUCCUUUUUUUAAAUGUAAUUCGAUUUUUUUUAGUCGGGUCGCACGCACGCACCGCACUCAGUCUAUAUGAGUCUUAAAUGUUCACCUUUUCAGUCACUUUUCUGUCGACUUUGAUUACAAAAUAUAUUUUUUGUAUUACCAGUUCUUUUUGAAUACCAUUAAAAGAAAUACUUUUGCUCAA